This is a messenger RNA of Coregonus sp. 'balchen', 2856 nucleotides long. The record is from the annotation of a GenBank genome assembly. NCBI's taxonomy places the organism in Eukaryota, Metazoa, Chordata, Actinopteri, Salmoniformes, Salmonidae.
UACUCUGGUUGUGGGCUGGUGGUUCCUGAGAAGCUACAGGGCUGUAAGGUGCUGGAUCUGGGCAGUGGCUCUGGCAGGGACUGCUUCAUCCUCAGUAAACUAGCGGGCCAGAGUGGUCAUGUCAUCGGCAUUGACAUGACAGCAGAACUGGUAGGCUUACAGUGCCACACAAUAUAUUUUGUGUGAAUUCCCUAUCUAAUAUCUUAUCACAAAUGAAACUGUGAAUCACAAGUGAUUUUCAUACUAUGUCCUUUACCCAGAUCCUGGCAUCACACAAAUAUGUCCGGUACCACCAGGAGAAGUAUGGCUUUCUGCUGGGGAUCUAUUCGAGUGUCUUACUGAAGAAAAUCACACACAACACAUUUACAAUGACAAUCCCUCCUCUCCAUCUCCUUUGAGCUAAUAGUCUGUUAAGGGGAAAUGCCUUAUCUAUUUACCAUUUAUUCACUGAUUGGCUCACAGAUUGAUUCAUCAAUUUGUUCCCUGAUUGGUGACCUGAUCGGUUCCCAGAUACCCUGACUAACUGAUGUCUCUGCCUUCUUCCUGCCUGCCUUUAGGUCAAACUGUGCCAUGUGUCUGUGUUCUGACAAGAAGCCGGUUCUCAGGGAGGCUUUCAGAGUGCUCAAGGUAACCUUCACACUCUUUGGUGGUCAGCCAAUAUCUCAGCAUCAUGCCGCAUGCCUCACAUAAAAAUAUAAAAUAUUGAUUAAGUAGCAAUGCUGAAAAUUGGAUUUACAAAGCUAAUUGAUUUACAAAGUGGCAUCAUUUUCAUAAAUAAUUAGCUUUUCCUCAUUUAUCUUUGUUGGUAUGUGAACCUAUCAUUACAACCCACAGUGUGAAAUCAGAUACUCUACUGCCAUCUGCUGAAACUCUAUUGCCAUCUGCUGGAAAAACAAUGAACUUUUGCUUAUGGGGCUAUGGUUUGAUUUGCCUUCACCUGCAACAUUGUAAAACAUUUAUUUUUGUAAAGAUUAGCACCAAAAUAAAUGACCCAAAUAAAACAAAACAAAAAUUCUAAGAUUUGUUAUUGAAUUGUAAAAUAGCUUUCAAUUCAGAUCACUAAACUAUUCCCUCAUAAUAUAUUCCCUCAUCAUAUGAUCUUCAUUCAAUAAUAUAGUAUUUUGAUUGUCUCUUGAGCCUUCUUGUCAGAACUCUGAUAAGUUUUAUAGAUUGGAAAAUGUUUAAUUCAUGUCAAAUCCUAUGUAUUUAUUGAAGGGUGGGGAACUUUACUUUCAUGAGAUAUAUUCCAGCAAGGCUGUUCCGGAACAUUUGAAACAAGACCCAGUUCUGUUGGGUAAACAAGACCCAGUUCUGUGGGGUAAGAAUGCUUGAUUUCUGACAGUUGACAGAGUUAAAAGUUCAAUGUAUGCUAUCUGACAGGAAUAAUGAUGUUGAGCCAAUGCGAGACCCAAUAACACACUGUCCUAGAUACAUUAAAUUAUCAACAACAUAGCAGUGGAGGGGGGUUUGAGUUGGUUGGGAAUUGUUAAUCUAAUGUUGUGUUUUCUGUGUGUUGUGACAGGCGAAGGCUUGAGUGGUGCCCUCUACUGGCGAGACCUGAUCUCUCUAGUGCACGAGGUGGGCUUCAGUACUCUAUACAUUCUCACUGCAAGCCACAACGUAGACCACAAUAUUGAGCUACAGAAGAAUGCAAGUAAGAUGGCACAUUAAUGUCUGCCUCUCAAUAAUCUCAUGAAUAGGACAAUGAGAUGAAAGUAGACUUCAAUGUCUAGCCAGGUGCCACAGUUCCAUUCUCUGUUACCAUCUCUCUUGAGCAUUAUUCUGAAAGAUGAUUGGGUGAGAACAAAGGAAUGCAUUGUUUCAUUUCAACCACUUCCUUUAGCAACUAUCAGAUCAAAACAUCUGUUUCUUUGUUUUCUUGUUCCCCACAGGUGGCAUCACACACACCUCUGCAACUUACCGCCUCUUCAAGUUGCCCAAAAAUAGAAAGCAGAGCGACGCAGUGGUGGCUUACAAAGGAACGGUCUCUGACCAUCCCGACCUAUUGAAGUUUGACAUGCCCCAUUGUUUUGAGGUGUGUGUCCAAGAAAUGUGUCACCAAACUUAUUCCACUGAAAUCUGAGGUUUAUUAAAAAGCUGGCAAGUAUUCCUCUCCUCUUCUCCCUUUCUGGACCUGAGUUUUGCCUCUGAAAGGCUGUGUUUUGUGUUUCUGCUUGAUCCCUACAGACAGACAUAGAGGUAACAGUGGAUGAAGAAAUGGCAGCCGUGAUUCAGCAUUCCUGAUUCUCCUCUGACUUCUCCAUCCAAAGCUCAGUCAAACCUGCACCAAGCCCUAAAUGUGCCCCUCAGGUAAACGCUCUAGUAUAUUUCCUCUAGGCUAUCCAGAAACCAUCAUGCAUUUGUAUAUUUUUCCACCAUACAUAUAGACCAUACCAAUAUGUGCUACAUUACAUAAAGAGAAAGAAAGAGAAAUUCUAAUCAGAAAUUCUUAUCAUUGUAAUUAAUAAAUCCUCAUAAGUUGAUCCUAUGGUCAUGUAUCUGGAAGGGCUACAUGUUCUCUGUUAUGUAGAAUUACAGCACUUUUCAGCACCUUCAUCCCACUCAGGUCACAGCAUCACUCUGAGCAGGAGGAGGCUUACCACACAGCUCAGCCCACUCAGUGUCUCAAAAGCCCUACUGCCGAAUAGAUAGAUAUAUGCAGUCAUCUGCAAGCACCAGUAGCUAAUUCUCUUUCUCUCUCCUCUCUCCUCUCUCUCCUCUCCUUUGUGAUGUGCUUUUCAGAGCUGCCACUUUAAUAACCCCUUCCUACUUGCUGAUAACCUCAAACUCCAUUCAAAGUCCUCCACCAAGAUUGGGAACACUGUAGAACCAGUGGAAAAGUAUGACACUACCAAC